UUCAUCAGCCCGUGGUCUCUACUCUCGUCUCCGUCACCAUCCUUUUCGAUCUCACUGAAGACACAACGGCUGCGAAUCGUUCUUCCUCUUCGUCGGGUCAAAUCGAUUUUCGAAGUGUUCUUCCAUCAAUUUCGCCUCUCAAUCUCACAAUUCUUCACAGAAGCUAUGUCUGAGGAGCUACCGAAGAGGCUUUUUAAGGAGGGCGAGGAGCCCCGAGUUACUCAGAUCAACAACAACUGCAGGAUCGACUACAUAAUCCGAAAGUUCCAAGCGUGGCUGCCAAAGGAGUUGGAUGUCGUGAAGAAAGACCCGGUUUUUCAUCAGAUUUUUAAGCUCCAUGAGAAUGGUCUUGGAUACUCUGCGAGGGUGAUACACAGCUUCUUGUGUAGGGAGCUGGUGACUUUCUUACAGCACGAGCUAUGGUUUGUCUUUGCGAGGAGACCGCUUCGAUUCUCAUUGCAAGAGUUCCACGCCGUAACCGGGUUUGAAUGCGAUACUCACAUUUCGAUUGAGGAGUUUGAAGAGUGGAAAUAUGAUGGUGGUUUCUGGAGCAAGGUUUUGAGGAGAAAAGAUGGAACAAUUACACUCUUCAACCUGUGGACUAAGGACAAGGAAGCUGUAAAGAAAUGGAAGAAUGCAGAUCGCAUACGUCUUAUCUACUUGGCGAUCAUUCUUUGUGUGGUAUUGGCGAGAGAUGAGAAGGCUAAUAUCCCCCUGAAGUACAUCGCGGUGGUCAUGGAUCUUGACAGAGUUCGAAGGUAUCCUUGGGGAGUUGCUGCUUAUGACCUUCUCUGCAAAUCCAUAGCCAAAAAUCGUUCCCAACUGAAGGAAAAGACCACUAGCUAUGUCUUGGAUGGCUUCUCAUACGCCUUGCAGAUUUGGGCAAUGGAAGCGGUGCCAAAAAUCGGGAAGCUUUGUGGAAAAAAGCUGGAUAAGGGUUUCAAGGACGGUCCUAGAUGCAUAAACUGGAUGGGAGCUGCGAAGGUGUCAUAUGAGGAGAUCAUUCGCUUGGAGGAGAUUAUUACACCCAAGGAUGACAUCUACCCAUACAUCUCAUGGACAGGAAAUUAUGAUGUUGUCAAAGCUCAGGCGUUUCGCAGAGAUGAUGAUGUGGAGGAUGACAGAAUCAAGGUUCUGAUGGAGAUGAUAAAGAAGGGGCAUGAUUUUAGUGAGCAUGUUUGGGAAACUGAAGAAAAUGAAGUGAUUUCUUUAUCUCUCGAUGACGAAUCAGCUGUGAAUGAUGAAGCAAGCGUGAAUGUUGAAGCAGCCGAGAGUGAUGACGACUUUCAGACUCCGAAAGGAUCAAAAAACGUUGGUUCUAGAUCAAAGAGGGGUAAAAAGAGGCUUCCCGAUCGUGGUAUGGAGAAGAGAAAGCAUAAGGUUCUCGCAAGUGGCGCAAAGCAAGCUCCUUUUAAUGAAGACAUGAAGGCUUUUAUGACACAGUUGUUUGAGCACAACUUCUCUGGAAUGGAACAAAGGAUACAGAAACAGAUGGCCGAGACAUUUGAGCAGAUGCGGACAGAGCUUAAACAAUCACGUAAGGAAGCCAGCGUUGAAGUUGAGCUUGGAGAGCCUUCACCGACAAAGCCAUCGACGAGCCAGGCACCGUUGAGGAGGUCCACACGCGGGGAUGGUUCCGAGACUACAUUCGAUGUGAAUUAUAGUGAAGCAGAUGAUUUGGGUCGCGGGAUAGGUACACAAGGGGUUGAAGGGCUUUCUCAGACGUCGUAUGUGCCAGGCUUUGAUCCAUCUCAGGACAAAAAAGAAGAAGACUGGUGGACUCCAAUGACUUCGGUCCGAGGUUCAGUGGAUAAUCCAGUAAAGAAAGAAAAGACAGAGAUGAAUACAGCUCCACCGCCGUCACAGUGGGAGAAAUGGUGCAAAAGAAAAGGUCAUGGACUUCAGCUUAGCGAUUCACCAUUGCCAGAAGAUGCUUCUCCGCAGGCGUCACUUUAUUAUAUCUCCGAAGAGUCAUGGAAAGGAUUCACGGAAUGGGCAUUAAAGCCUAUACCUUUAACAAUUGGUCCUACAUGCUUUAAUUUGUCUGUAGCUACAAGAGUAGUAAGUGCUGGAAAAUGGCUUGGAAACGAGGUAAUGAAUCUUGUACUAACCUUUAGUGAAUUUAUCUUCCUAACACUUCUUAUAUGCUAUAUUACUUAACUUUCAUUGUAAAUUUUUAGGAGAUGGAUGCGGUUAUGUUUAUAUGGCGUGUGAACACUACAUUGAAUCGUUGGGCCCCUCGGCGUGUUGCUUUCAUGAGUGCUAUGUUUUGCCUCCAAGUAGACGCUGCAUACAAGAAGUUUUUACCAAACAAAAAAGCCUAUCAAUUGCCUGAUUUCCUUCUUGGGUACGGCAGAGGAGAGCUUCCAUCUCAUGGGCGGACUGAUCUAGUUUGGGGUGUUGAUGUUGAUCGACUCUACUUUCCUCUGUUUGUAAAUGGUAACCAUUCAGUUCUUUUUACAUCCUAGUAUACAUUUCUUCGUUUACAAAUUUUUGUGGACACGAACGCAGGUAAUCACUGGGUUGGUGUCUGUGUAAACAUCAUUGAAAGAAAAGUAGAAGUCUUUGAUUGCGGUCGGGGAAAGAACAGACAGUACGUUGAGAAGUUUGCUGCUAUCAUUCCUAGGAUUGUGAAGUCCGUUGCACCACAAGAAAGACAGAAGCAGCUACUCCUCUCAUCAUAUUCUAUCGUGGAUGUGCCUAUGAAGUUGAGAUUGAAUAAAAGUUGUUGUGAUUGCGGUGCAUACGCUUUGAAGCACUUGGAAUGCUCGCUGCUUGGUCUUGACGUCAGUUUAGUGGAUGAUGAAAUCAUUAUGGGUUGUAGACAGAAGAUUGGAGUGGACUUAUGGGAGGCUGCACACGACCCCAUCUUUGCUGAGGUUAUGACACGAUAU
Messenger RNA from Brassica napus (rape), 2894 nucleotides. RefSeq lists its product as uncharacterized. Bases 166 to 2160 code for a protein of 664 amino acids. Lineage: Eukaryota; Viridiplantae; Streptophyta; Magnoliopsida; Brassicales; Brassicaceae. The transcript has 4 exons. The record is from RefSeq and is a predicted model, not a curated record.